AUUAGACGCCCAUUGAUAUUAGUAAAUAAAAGCUAGUUAAAAGUUAUAAAAGGAGGCUGUAGUUGAAUAUUAACACAUACCUACCUAUUACCUUUCGAGUACACUACUAGAUAAAAUUGGAAAAUGAUUAUUUUUGCAGUCAUUUUUUGUUCCGUUGUAAUAUAUGCACAGGCACAAGUUCCUGUGACUAAAUGUCCAACUGUAAAAGUAGUGAAAGGUUUUGAUCAGGAACAGUUGUUGGGUGACUGGUACGAACAAGCAAGAUACCCUAGUACACUGGAAGAUCACGCAAGAUGUGUUUAUACUAAUUAUUAUAAAAGUUCAAGUACUACAGCUGCACCUGAACCUACAGAUGCACCUGCAGAUAAUUCUAUAUUGAGCACCACCGAAUUUAUUAAUUCAGACACAAAUGAAUGGACCAUCCUAGAAGGAAAUGCAACAGCAGAUCCGUCUGAGCCUGCCAAAUUUAAUGUAACGUUCACUGAUCUAAAAUUAACUGUACCUUAUUGGAUUCUCGGAACAGACUAUUCAGGAUUUUUUGUGGGUUACUCUUGUUCUGUAAUAAAGAAUGUUACUGGAGUGAGUCUUUUCGUUCUAACAAGAAGUUUUGAACCAGUACAAAGUGCUAUAGAUGAUGCUAUCGCCGUUAUUAAAGCCAACAAACUUUCUACAGCUGAAUUAAGACAAACGGACCAAGAUGUAUGUGAUUAUUAAAUUAUAAAAUAUACUAAAUAUACGAAUUUUAGUUAUUACCGAAAACUCUGUUUUUUUUAUUAAUAAAAGAUGUUUUAAUAUA
This is a messenger RNA of Diabrotica virgifera virgifera (western corn rootworm), 796 nucleotides long. Its product is annotated as apolipoprotein D. The transcript has 5 exons. The record is from RefSeq and is a predicted model, not a curated record. The coding region runs from base 124 to 714 and encodes 196 amino acids. Lineage: Eukaryota; Metazoa; Arthropoda; Insecta; Coleoptera; Chrysomelidae.